Arctia plantaginis is the source of this 549-nucleotide messenger RNA. NCBI's taxonomy places the organism in Eukaryota, Metazoa, Arthropoda, Insecta, Lepidoptera, Erebidae. The record is from the annotation of a GenBank genome assembly.
AUGCCAUCGAAGCAGAGAAAGAUUGCAAUGAUGGGAUACCGUUCUGUGGGAAAGUCGUCUUUAAUCAUACAAUUUGUAGAAGGACAGUUUGUUGACUCGUAUGAUCCUACGAUCGAAAACACAUUUACAAAAUUUAUCAGACUGAAUUCUACUGAGUAUGAAGUUAAGUUGGUUGAUACCGCUGGUCAGGAUGAAUACAGCAUAUUCCCGUUACAAUACAGCAUGGAUUUUCAUGGCUAUGUUUUGGUGUACUCUAUAACAUCCAGCAAAAGUUUUCAAAUUGUACAAAUUAUUUAUGAUAAACUUCUGGACAUGGUUGGUAAAAUCCAUGUACCCAUAGUAUUAGUUGGUAACAAAACAGAUCUUCAUCUUGAAAGAAAAAUUAGCACUGAGGAGGGCAAAAGACUUGCUGAAAGAUGGCGGGCUGCAUUUGUUGAAACCAGUGCUAAACGUAAUGAGUCUGUGACGGACAUGUUUCAUGCUAUAUUAUCCGAGAUUGAGCGAUCAGACGGACACAUACAAGACAAGAAUGGAUGUGUAAUUUCUUAA